AUUUACUAUGCCAGCACAUAGUAAUUUCAAUAGAUUUUACUGUCAGCGUAACUAUGGUUCAGUAAAAAUUACUGUGCAAUUCCUAAAAUCUUGCAUAGUACCAAUGAAAACAUCCAUGCUUGAGAAUACCAUGCAUGAUUUUCCGGGCUACCAUGGCGCACGGUGAUGCCGACUGAUGUUGCACUUACUUUGAAAAUGAAUGGUUUUGGUACGAAUAUUACCAUGUUAUUUUCGACAGUGUUGUUGUUGCGCGAUUUUGCGUGUCUGCCAUUUUAAUAUUUGAACGCAGUUGGCUCAGAGCGGAAGUUGUCUACAGACUCUAGCAUUUUCUAAUUUUGUGUUUGCUUUUUUAAAUUAGUGGUUUGGCAGAAUAAUAAUGACAGAAGAAAAUAUUAUAUUACUGACAAUUCCGGAAGAGGAACAACUUUCUGAUGAAGAAUAUAACAUACAGGAGCUAAACAAACUUCUGGUGGAAGAUUGGGACCUGGAUUCAGUUGUGUGUGAUAUCCUGACUGAUCACGGAAUAACUUUGCCGUACCUAAAAAUAAUGGAUCAAAAGGCACUGGACGAUAUAUUUUCAGUUCUCAAGUGGACCGGCCACAAACAUGCACUUCGUGCAAGGCUGGAAGAAUGGAAAGAUUCUGUUCUAUUUCGACCACAAGAAUCGCCUGGCAGCAGCCAGCUAAACGAACCAGGUCCAUCAGGAUCUCGAAACGAAAAGGACUACACUUCUCAUCCAGGGCCAUUCAAGCACAAAUUGUUAUCAACAGCCGUUACCAACUGCCUGUUGCUUGACAUUUUACAGCGGAAUGAGAAAGGAAAAAUUGUUUCACAAUAUUAUGGAAAAAAGCACAAGUUGAAGGAUGAGCACAAGCGCUCUUUGGCUCACACUAUAGUUGACUUCUACAUUGCUCACGAUGAGUACAUCCAUCUACCAGAUAUGGAACGUUUCGCACAAUUGAUAGUAGCCCGAUUUCCACCGGAAAUAGCCGAGACUUACUACAACCCUCGUGAUUCAGCAGCUGGAAAACUGCACCCUUCUGGUCUUUUGUAUGACCGAUUCCACAACCGUAAGAAAACUGUUCGCGCUAAACAUCGGACAACAGUUGAUCCCUGGAAGAAAUGUUGUUCCAAAAUAACAGACCUUUCAUCGGAUGAUAUCGAGCUACAAACGUCUAUCAAAAACUGGCUGCGGAAUAAUCUGGAUCCUUUCGAAAAAGUUCAACAUUCUUGGCAAAAAACUGUACUGCUUCGUUGUAAAGCCAUAGAACAAGAAACGGAUGCUAAUAAAUCGAAUGUCCUCAAUAAGUGGCCACGAAUUAGAGACCCGAACGGAUACUUACUGAUCGACGAAGAUUUCGACUACAUUUAUGGGGAUACCAGCCACUCCGAUAAACUUUACGGUAACUGGAGCUCUUUCUUGAAAGUGUUUCACGAUUAUAUUAGUUCAUGCAAACUCAAAGAUCAGCAUUCUCUUCGAUUGCUUGAACAUUUAAACGAGGAUUCGAUAGCUGAAGAUACUCGAAACUUUAUUUACUGCUGCUUAUUCCAUGCUGUUGCAAAGCCGCCAAGAACAUCUUUACGAAAGCUUCCCACCGUUCUUCAAGCUCAAAUUGACACUUGUAACGUGUGCAAUACCGUAGAGGAGUACGUAACAGAGAGAGAUACGUUGCGGAAACAAAUUGCAAAUGAAAACAAUCUGGAGUUCUCUCCAAGAAUUUUCGUGGUUGGUCAUCCUGAGAAAUUAGAAGCAUUCUACGUCGUUACUCAAAAUCUUGAGUACAAGCUUCCGUCAUUUUCACCAGGUAUUUCUACGACAUCAACUAUAGUCGUAAAUCUAAAAACGGACAAUUACUUCAACUUCUUGCAUUCCUGAAACAACACAAAU
Molecule: messenger RNA, 1888 nt
Organism: Wyeomyia smithii (pitcher-plant mosquito)
Lineage: Eukaryota; Metazoa; Arthropoda; Insecta; Diptera; Culicidae
Exons: 7
Coding region: 377-1876 (499 amino acids)
Source: RefSeq, a predicted model, not a curated record